Molecule: messenger RNA, 2418 nt
Organism: Mauremys reevesii (Reeves's turtle)
Lineage: Eukaryota; Metazoa; Chordata; Testudines; Geoemydidae
Gene: DORIP1
Product: chromosome 4 C14orf28 homolog
Exons: 6
Coding region: 80-1150 (356 amino acids)
Source: RefSeq, a predicted model, not a curated record
GGGUCGCUCCGUAAUAACAAGCGGCGGCGGCGGCGGGGGGCCUGGCCGGGCCGUGCGGCGGGCUCGGGCCGUGGGGUAGAUGUGGCGGCCGGGGGGGCGCUCGGCGCGGCCGGCCCAGCUGAACUCUGCAAGAGGUGACCUUGCCCUGGCUCUGAGGCAGAGCCCAGGGCCAUCCCAUGGGUCCAGCUCUGCAGAGCUCCUCUCGUUCGAGUCACAGCCUGGCCUGGCAGCGCCCCUGCGAAUGGGAGGCGCACACCUGUUGCCGACGGGCGCUGGUGGUGAGAGCUGGGAAAGGAUGAAGACACUGUUUGAGGAGAUCAAAGCAUCAAUUAAAAAUAAUUAUGAUCCAGAUCGCUCAUUUUGGAGGCCUGUGCUCCCUUGGGGAGGGGUUUUUACUAUCAAAGCCGGCCGGAAAGCUGUAUCUUGCACACCACUUUAUGUUGAAAUAAAUCUGAAAAAUACUUGCACUAUAGAUGGAUUCUUGAUGUUGUUGUAUGUCAUUCUGCAUGAAAAUGAACACUUCCCCAAGGAGCUCUCCCUUCAUUUAGGUAGAGAGUUUGUCGACUACUUUCUUUACUUAAUGGACUCCUAUAAUUUUACAACGGUGAAGCUGCUUUGGAUUUGGGACAAGAUGGAGAAGCGACAGUAUAAAUCUGAAGUUCACAAAGCUUCACUGGAAAUCGAUUUAUUUGGAAAUGAGCACGAUAACUUUACAAAGAAUCUAGAAAGUCUCAUGUCUACCAUUCAAGAGAGCUACUGUUCAAAUUCAAGUUGUCCAACUCGUAUGCAGGAAGAUCUGCAGAGAACAAUUAACAUAAAUCCUCCCCAAGAAAUUCCUCAUGGAGACUUGAUUCAGCGGGCAGUAGAUGAAUUAUUCUGUUCCAAGAUAGAGCUGUGUGAACAGUAUGGGUGUGAUGGGUUAAGAGAGUUCACGCAGAGAGUUUUCUACCAUGGGGCACCACCUUUUGUUGUUUUAAAUAUGCAGCAAUGGAAGCCAGAAGAACUGGCAUACGUACCAUAUCAUUUGGAUUUAUCUGAUCACAAGAGCUACGGGUUGAUCCAUGCCUCCAGUCUCCCCAGAAGACUGCAAGAGUCGGCUGAACCGUGGGCUGCUGCUCCUGCCCCUCUGAACUCACUGGCAGUGCAGUAGUGGGGGACCUGCUGGGAAGCUAGGAAAGGGAGUGAACAUUGGAUCCUGGAGGCUCACAGAGCAGCAGCUGUGCCGAUCAGCGCCUCAUCCCCUUCCCCAUCUGUGGAAGUUGUAGCAAGUGGCCCAAGCAGCACUAGGAUAGGGAUAUCGAUACUGCUGAGGGGAGUGGCAGGGAAUGGGAGAGGUGUUUUGCCCCCUGCUCGCUGAUGAACAUAGGCAGUGGUGAAAGGAGCAGAGGGUGGUGUAUGAGCUAGCCUGGAGGCAGCUAGAGUUGAGUGCAGCACAGAGGGGAACAGCAGCGGGCCUUGCAGUUUCUCUAUCUCAAACACUGGUGAUGGAUGGUCAGUGGACAGAAACCACAAAGAAGGGGGAACAGGGCAAUGUACAAACCAAGGAAUCCGAGUCCAGAGGAGACUCGGUGGAUAUGGGGAUGACUAGUACAAUAGUGGAACAGAUUAAUUCCAGUUUAGGUGUGGUGCUGGCAACCCAUUUCAGCAAGAAAAAUUAACACACAGUGGCUAUCCCAAUGAACCAGCAGCAGCCAUUAGACGCGGACUUAAGAAUGAUCAGCAUUGAGGUGGACAUGCAGGGGUGGCAGCCUGAGAGUCUCAAGUCAAAGAAUUGACACAAACGGGAAGAUCUGAAAAAUAGGGGCUGCAAGAAAAGUAUGAGUAUUCUAGGACUGCUGGAGAGGGCGGGAGGAAAAUUCAUAGAGUCCUGUGAAAUAUGGAUCCCUGAAGCUCUGACUCUGACAGUCAAAUCAAGAUUGAAAGGGCACACUGCAUCAGGAUAUGGGCACACAACAGGAAUUCAGCUAGACCACAUUGUCAUAGUACAUUUAUAUAGUUAGAUGCCAGGUUUCAAUUCUCGAGCCAGCCAGUUCUUAGUGUGUGUGCGCAAUGUGCCUCAGGUGGCAUGUGACCAGGAUACAUCACCAAAUUUGGUCUGCUGGUUGGUGAGCGGAGAGCAACCAUGUAUCCUUCUAUCAAGAUUGUUCCAUAGCUGUACAGAGGAAAAGGGUGAAUUUAUGAAAAUCUGCAAGCAGCUUCAGGGGGGAGAAAACAACUUUACAGAUUCCUGGCAAAUCCUAAAAUUAAAAUAUAUAUAAAAAUAAAUGGGAGUUAAAAUCUACUUUCUACAUGUGUGAGGUGGCCCAGAAGUUCCUGACCUCAGUGCUGGAACCAAAUGUAGUAGACCAAGAAAUAGCAAAUGCUUAGAUUCAAGUUGACAGAACAAGGAGUAAUGGUCUCAAGUUGCAGUGGGGGAGG